AUGUAUGCUGCAUAUGCAGCAAUUCUUGUUUCGGUUUAUCAUCGCUCAAACUAUUUGGAGAGAUCAAUCUCUAAUGAAAGAGAUUAUGAACGGCAUGCUUUGAUGGAAAGACUUACACUAAUGGAUAAUGAAGAUUGUUAUAAUCAACUAUGUAUGGGGAAGGAUGCAUUCGCAAGACUAGUAAACAUUCUUCGGGAAACAGGUCAUCUUAGAAAUAGUGCACAUAGUAAUGUUGAAGAACAAGUUGCCAAAUUCCUUCACAUUGUUGGUCAUAAUUUAAGGAAUAGAACUAUGAAAUUUUAUUUCAAGCGUUCUAGUGAAACUGUUAGUCGUCACUUUCAUCAAGUUCUUAGAGUUAUAAUAUCUUUAGAUGAUGUCUUCUUAAAGCAGCCUGAUGGAUUAAAGUGCCCUCAAGAAAUCAAGGACAAUACCAAAUUUUGGCCCUACUUUAAGGAUUGCAUAGGGGCGAUUGAUGGGUCACAUUUUUGUGUAAAAGUGUCAAAUGAUGUUGUACAAAGGUAUCGAGGGCGAAAGUACUAUCCAACACAAAAUGUUUUAGCAGCAUGUUCCUUUGACUUGAAGUUCACAUAUGUUUUACCUGGUUGGGAAAGAUCUGCGUCAGACUCGAGAAUCCUAGAUAAUGCAUUAAUGAGAGAUUUUGAUAAAUUGAUUGUUUCACAAGGUAAAUAUUAUUUGGCCGAUGCGGGUUUUCAGCUAAAAACUAGAUUUCUUACCCCAUAUAGAAGCACUCGUUACCAUUUAAAAGAGUAUAGUGUUCAUCAACCAGAAAAUGCUAGAAAGGUUUUCAACCUUCGACACUCGUCCUUGAGAAAUGCAAUUGAAAGGGCAUUUGUUGUUUUGAAGAAAAGGUUUCCAAUAAUAGCUAGUGGGACGGAGCCACAUUACCCUAUUGACACACAAUCUGAUAUUAUACUAGCAUGUUGUAUCCUCCAUAACUAUCUCAUGGGUGUUGAUCCAAAUGAAAGAUUAAUAGUAGAGGUCGAUAGAGAGCUUUUCAGCGAAGAAGCAGAGUUUGAAUCAAUGGUCUUGAGUUUAGCUGAAAAAUGCAACGAAUGA
Vitis riparia (riverbank grape) is the source of this 1077-nucleotide messenger RNA. RefSeq names its product putative nuclease HARBI1. The transcript is spliced from 3 exons. Bases 1 to 1077 code for a protein of 358 amino acids. The record is from RefSeq and is a predicted model, not a curated record. NCBI's taxonomy places the organism in Eukaryota, Viridiplantae, Streptophyta, Magnoliopsida, Vitales, Vitaceae.